Molecule: messenger RNA, 1089 nt
Organism: Penicillium hordei
Lineage: Eukaryota; Fungi; Ascomycota; Eurotiomycetes; Eurotiales; Aspergillaceae
Exons: 5
Coding region: 1-1089 (362 amino acids)
Source: RefSeq, a predicted model, not a curated record
AUGGCAGAUUUUGACGACCAACGCAGCAGAGUUCCCGAGUCAGUGUUCUUGGGCGUCGUCUGGGCUCUCACGGGCAUGUCUUUCAUAUUUGUUGUAUUUCGUGUCUAUGCUCAAAUUACUUCAUUCCGUCGACUAUUCCUAGAUGAUUUCCUCGUUGUCCUCGCAUGGGUCAUUAUACUCACAGCUGCAUUCAUUUGGCAAGUCCAGGGGAAGAUUCUUUACGAGUUAUACGCAAUCAGCGCUGGCACAAAGCCAUUUACCCUUGAAUUCCUUCCGAGGUACAUUACAUUCAUGCGCUUUAAUGCUCCAUUUGAGAUAUUAUUUUACUCGGCGCUGUGGUGUGUCAAAUUCUCAUUCAUGGCACUCUUCUACCGAAUCAGUGCUAAGGUCAAGUCUCUCCGUAUCUGGUGGUUCGUGGUCCUUUUCUGUACAGCGAGUGUCUACAUUGCAUCGGUGGCCAAUGUCGAAUACAAGUGCAGUUUCGGAGAGCAGGACUAUAUCGUCACUGAAUGUCCCCAGCCUCAUCACGUCCAUUAUGAGAAUCGCAUGUUCUGGGCCAACUGUGCUGGGGAUGUUAUCACGGACUUGAUGAUCCUAUCUAUUCCCUUCCUUGCGUUAUGGAAAACACGAAUCUCGCUCCGCAAAAAGCUCAUCCUCCUCAGCAUUUUCUCUGCAACUAUCUUCAUUAUGGUCACCGCUAUACUCCGAGUGGCCGUCGGGAUGACCUAUGACGGUCAGAUGAAUAUCGACUGGCUAUGUUUCUGGAGCUUUGUUGAGGUGGACGUUGCUAUUAUUGUCUCCUGUGUCGCCUCCCUCCGGCAGCUCUUCGUCGCCUCACAGAAUCAGAGUUCAUCCGCGAGGGCCGCUUACAAAGAUACAAACGAGCCGAUUCUGAAAAAGUCAAAUCACGGACAUAGCCAAGAUCUGUCGCAGUCUGUCGGGGAUAUCGAAGCAUCCGCCGAUGAUGAUGUGCCUAUGUCGCCCUUGAGCGUUGUACAUGUUCGUCAAGAGUUCGAAGUGACUCGCGUUGAUGCAAGUCAGCCUGCUAGUGGUGACAAUACAUGUAGACACCGGACUACCUUUGACUAG